AUGUCUUCUUCUGAUGAAAUUCUCACGAGUCUAUCUCGCAAUAGUGUGGGCCUCAAUUCUCAUGGUUACGACUCUGAAUUUGUCCUUCCCAUCAUGGGUAUGUUCUGUCGGACACCUUUCGAACCAAACUGGAAUAAGAGUGUGAAACCAAAAUGUUUCAUGACGCCAAACGAAAUCAUUACAUAUACCCAGGCUGUCUUGAAUUGCGUCACUGAUCUCGUUGAUAUUGCUGCACCGAUUGUAUAUCUAUCGACCACCCAGUUACGCAAGUGCGCGAAACGAGGAUUUCGAGUUGUCUUCUGUUUGGGUUCGGUUGCGACAGCAUGCUCAAUAGCAAAGACGGUCGAAAUGUCUGCUUUGAAGAAGACGCGGGAUUCAACUUGGGAGUGUAGUAAUUUGACCGUAUGGUCAGCGUGUGAGCUCUCAGUUGGCGUGCUCAUCGCAUCUUUACCACUUCUGCGAAAACCAAUUGACUCCAUGAUCGAUCGCAUACUACCCUCCUCCUUCCUAGUUAGCGACCCGGAUAAUUGUCCUUAUAACAACGGCAUACCUGUGUUCAAUAUUAGCAAGCAGUUCACAAUUGGUAGCAAGCCAACGUGCGAGCGAACAUGGUCGGAAAACCACGAUGAUCGCGACAGCGAUAAGUAUAUACUGAAGGAGACAGAACAGCCUGAGAAAUACGAGACAACAAGGGCGACUCCGCAUGGGGUGUGCAUUGAUGAAAACCCCGGCAUACAGAUAGAAGAUCGUAUCUAUAAUGAUCACAAUUAUGGAAAACUUAGCUUGAAUGCCAGUAAUAAGAUAAAAAUUUGA
Molecule: messenger RNA, 813 nt
Organism: Bipolaris sorokiniana ND90Pr
Lineage: Eukaryota; Fungi; Ascomycota; Dothideomycetes; Pleosporales; Pleosporaceae
Exons: 3
Coding region: 1-813 (270 amino acids)
Source: RefSeq, a predicted model, not a curated record